AGCUGAUGAGGGGUGCUGCUGGCCCCCCCUAGUUCUAAUCCCCACAAGGAGGGGCUGCUCUUCCAGAGAAUCCUGCAAGCAGAGGACAAAGCGGCAGCUGCCAAACGAUGCUAUAAGGGAGCAUUGCGCAACUUUAAACGAGCUUGUUCCCUAAUAGAUCAGCAACAGAACAACGUUAUCCAGGACAACGAAUAGAGACGGGAGGCACCGUACUGAUGGAGCCCGGAUGGUCGAAAGGGGAGUGGAGGAGUCAAGAGGCACCAACUUUAUUAUCAGAAUCACCCAGCUGGCAAACUGACGACCCUAAAGCAAAGACAUACACCCCAAGGACAAGAUAAGGAGUUGAGCCAGAGGGCCGAGAUAAGAAACAGCUGCGGAUCCUCCUGGUGCGCAUGAAAGACAAGGAGACACUGGCAUCCCUCAGCAGAGGUUUAAUGAUGACUGAGCUGAGCACAACGUCCCUGCUUCCAACAGAAACCAGCCCAGACUAUAGGGAUAAUGAGACUGGUUGCAAAAUACCCCGUUUAACCUAUGUGAUCCUUGAUGGUGUCACUGUGCUCAUCUGUCUCUUCGGGCUGGUGGGCAACGGGGUCGUCCUCUGGCUCCUCAGCUUCUUCAUUAAGAGGAAUCCCUUCACCAUCUACAUCCUCAACCUGGCCGUAGCAGACUUAAGCUUCCUCCUCUCCCUGCUUGUUUGCCUCAUACUUUUUACUGUGCGAUCUCUCUUCUGUUUCUAUGAAUUUGAGCAAUUUCUGAGGUUUUUUCUCAUGAUGUUUGUGUUCGCCCACAAUGCCGGCCUGUACUUCCUGACGGCCAUCAGCGUUGAGAGGUGUCUGUCUGUCUUCUACCCCAUCUGGUGCCGAUGCCACCGCCCCAAGCACCUGUCUGCCCUUGUGUGUGCCCUGCUGUGGGCGCUCUCCUGCCUGGUAACCGGAGUAAUGUCUUAUUUUUGUUAUUUUGUUGGAACUGAACACUGUCCGAUGUCAAUCAUAGCCAUGUAUGCUCUGGAUUUCUUGAUUUUCGGUCCCAUCAUGGUUCUGUCCAACCUGAUCCUGUUCAUCAAGGUCCGACGUAGCUCCCAACAACGUCAGCCUGGAAGGUUCUACAUUGUUAUCUUGCUAACCGUCCUCUUCUUCCUCGUCUUUGCUGUUCCCUUCGGUAUCCAGCGCUUUGGCUGGUAUUUUAAGAAUGUUAAUAUCCCCAUUGAGAUAAGUAAUGCACUGGCCUCUGUAAACAGCAGCAUUAACCCACUUAUUUACUUUUUAGUUGGGAGCUACAGGAAGUGGCGGUUCAGGGGCUCUGUUAAGGUCGCACUCCAGAGGGUUUUUGAAGAGCAUGCAGAUUCCAGAGAAGACAGAGAAGCCACCAGGACAGACACAAUGGAGAUGGCCAAUUAAAUCCCUACAGCACCCAGCCUCAGAGACCUUAUUGUGGAUGUGGAGCUUUAUUAAUCAGUAUGAAAA
Messenger RNA from Mauremys reevesii (Reeves's turtle), 1463 nucleotides. Its product is annotated as mas-related G-protein coupled receptor member H-like. Gene Ontology annotation, cellular component: membrane. NCBI's taxonomy places the organism in Eukaryota, Metazoa, Chordata, Testudines, Geoemydidae. Bases 393 to 1397 code for a protein of 334 amino acids. Gene Ontology annotation, biological process: G protein-coupled receptor signaling pathway. Gene Ontology annotation, molecular function: G protein-coupled receptor activity. The transcript is spliced from 3 exons. The record is from RefSeq and is a predicted model, not a curated record.